AUGAGACAAGAGGCUUGGAGCGUAACAGUUUAUUUAGUCAUGUUCGUAGCAACUGUUGUUUUUUUCGUUGUGACAAAAGCUUUUGCUCAGGAACACGAUCUGAGCACAGUUACUCCACAAUCGCCGCCCAUACCUUUUUUAGAUUUAUUUACAAGUGCCUCAAAUUACUAUUCUGAACCAAUACGGAAAAAAUAUUCUGAUUCCGGAUACUAUCAUAGUUCAUGCCCGAAGACAGAUACAUUGGCGUCAUUUGCUAGUAUUUUAGCAAGUGCAGCAAAAAUUAUGUUAUCAGCGGCAGUUAUAGCCCUUUUGAAAAUACUUGCGGGCAAACUUUUCCUGUUACCUUUGACACUUAUAGUGCUCGCUAAAAUGGGACUAAAAGCUUUGUUAUUGUGGCCAGUGAUAUCGAAAAUGAUAAAAUAUCUGAAAAAGAAGAAAAACAAAUCUAGAAUAAUCAUGGAUUGCUCAGAGCGUCUUGCGUGUGUUUUACAAAGAACUUCUAAUAACGGUUGGGGCAGUAACUUUGGUACUGCUGUAACAUUUACAAUGAUCGAUGACGUAGAGGAGGACGGCUUCAUCGCUAAAACUCUCUUAAGUAUUCUCGCUGGGGACAAGGUCGCGGAAUGUAUGUCAAUGGACUGCAACUCUGGGGCUGACAUAAGC
Messenger RNA from Brenthis ino (lesser marbled fritillary), 663 nucleotides. NCBI's taxonomy places the organism in Eukaryota, Metazoa, Arthropoda, Insecta, Lepidoptera, Nymphalidae. The record is from the annotation of a GenBank genome assembly.